Bombus terrestris (buff-tailed bumblebee) is the source of this 1501-nucleotide messenger RNA. It is a transcript of the gene HtrA2, whose product is annotated as serine protease HTRA2, mitochondrial. The transcript has 7 exons. Bases 24 to 1301 code for a protein of 425 amino acids. Gene Ontology annotation, molecular function: protein binding; serine-type endopeptidase activity. Gene Ontology annotation, biological process: programmed cell death; proteolysis; positive regulation of apoptotic process. Lineage: Eukaryota; Metazoa; Arthropoda; Insecta; Hymenoptera; Apidae. The record is from RefSeq and is a predicted model, not a curated record.
UACUAUUGGCUGGAAGUCAAAAAAUGGCUGCCCCCUUGACACGUACAUCUUGGUCCGUUUUAAAAAGAAAUCAGUUCCAGUAUAAACAACUCUUAACAAUUUCGUUUGUGGAUCGUUUUACACAAUACAAACAUUCGUACACGCAAGAUCAGAAGUCACGAAUUUCUGACAAAACAAUUAGAAAUGUCUUGUUUUACACCAUUUUCUUCUCCGGUUUUGGUUAUAUUUUGUACAAAUGGAAGGAGGAUUGCCAGGACCGACUUAACAACCUGACAAAUCCGAUGUUCACGAUACAUGCUAAACCAGUUUCUUGGGAUGGAAAUAAUAAUAGAAGUAGGUAUAAUUUUAUAGCUGACGUGGUUGAGAAAUCAGCUCCUGCGGUAGUGUACAUUGAAAUCCAAAACAACAGAAGAUUUGAUUUUCAAACAGGUAAACCAUUCAACAUAAGCAAUGGAUCUGGUUUCAUCGUUGAAUCAGAUGGUUUGAUAUUGACAAAUGCUCAUGUUGUUACUGCUAAGCCUAACACAACCGUCAAGGUACGUCUUUACGAUGGAACUACUUAUACCGGCGUCGUGGAAGACAUCGAUGUGCACAGCGAUCUUGCAACUGUGCGAAUUAACAAGAAGAACUUACCGGUAAUGAGGCUCGGUUCUUCUACAAAUCUUAGGCCAGGAGAAUUUGUAGUGGCUAUUGGAUCUCCAUUAGCUUUAAGUAACACAAUAACGAGUGGUGUAAUAAGCAGCGUAAGCAGGCAUAGCCAAGAACUUGGCCUUCUUAACAAACAGAUGGCUUAUAUACAAACAGAUGCAGCGAUUACUUUUGGCAAUUCAGGUGGUCCAUUGGUUAAUUUAGAUGCAGAAGCGAUUGGUAUAAAUGCAAUGAAGGUGACAUCUGGCAUUUCUUUUGCGAUACCCAUAGACUAUGCUAAAGACUUUUUGAAAAAAGCAGAAAUGCGCAGGAAAGGCAAAGGUACACAGUUUGCCGCAGAGAAACCAAAAACUCAAUAUAUCGGGGUUACAAUGCUCACCCUUACCCCGGAUCUUUUCUACGAAUUGCAAAAAAAAUUGAAAGGAAUUCCACACAACAUCAGAUAUGGAGUUCUGAUUUAUAAAGUCAUUGUAGGGUCGCCAGCACACUUGGGAGGUUUACAAGCUGGUGAUAUUGUGACACAUGUGAAUGACGAAGAAGUGGAAUCGUCCGCCAGUAUCUACAAAGCCAUAGAAUCGUCCAGAAUUUUGAGAAUGACUGUGAUCAGAGGUCUAGAAGUGUUACAUUUGCGAAUCGAGCCGGAAGAAAUUUAAAUUAUGCGUCUAGUAGUACAAUUUAUUGUAACCAAAAUUGAAACAGAACUACUUUAUCUAAAUAUGUCAUUAAUGUUCUUUCUAGAAUUAUUUUCAUUUCUUUAAUUUUGUAUCUAUAUACCAUACAAUAUCGCUGCGUUAUUAUUUCGAACGAGCCGCGAUCAUCUAUCCAAUAAUAAAAUAAACAAUAUUUGACAAGA